UGUCAUCAAUCCUUCGCAAGUGCUAUAAUGUUUCUGCUUACAUGGCUUCUUUGGUUCGUUUUCGUUGGAUCUGGAGAAGCUGUAGUAAAAGUUCAUAACAAUGGAACAUUUCCACCAGGUUUCAUAUUUGGUGCGGCAGUAGCAGCUUAUCAAGUUGAAGGCGCUUGGAAUAUUGAUGGAAAAGGAGAAAGUAUUUGGGACAAUUUCGCCCACAGAGUACCUUCUCCUAUACGAGAUAACGACACAGGCGAUAUCGCUUGUGAUUCCUACCACAAAUAUAAACAAGAUGUUCGUCUUGCAGCAGAACUUGGCUUAAAGAUGUAUAGAUUUUCUGUGGCUUGGUCUAGGAUUUUACCCACUGGCUACGCAAACAAUAUCAAUCAAAAAGGUUUGAAUUACUACAAAAACCUGGUAAAAGAAAUAAGAAAGUUCAACAUGAUUCCAGUGGCAACCAUUUAUCAUUGGGAUCUCCCACAAAAAUUAUACGAAGAUGGUAUUGACUGGACAACUACCGAUUUGAUUCCGCAUUUGGUAGAUUUUGCUAGAAUCGUUAUAAAAAAUUUACCAGAAGUUGGUGUUUGGCUUACUAUCAACGAACCCAAACAAGUUUGUCACCUGGGAUAUGGUGAUGGUUCUUUCGCUCCAGGCAUAAAAAGUGAUGGAUUAUUAGAAUAUCAGUGUUCUUACGUUCUUAUCAAAGGACAUGCUGCCAUAUACCACAUGUACAAAAAAGAAUUUCCUAAACGGACAGCUAAAAUGUCUUUGGCUAUCGAUUGCCAAUGGAUAGAACCUCUUAAUAAUACUUCUGAAAAUGAAGCAGCAGCAGAAAGGCAACGUCAAUUUGAAUGUGGUCUAUACUUCCAUCCGAUAUUCAAAGGAGAUUGGCCGGAAAUUGUCAAAAAAAGAAUAAGUGAACGAAGUAAAGCGGCAAACUAUUCCAAAUCCAGACUUCCCGAAUUGACAAAAGAAGAAAUUGAGUACGUUAAAGGAACACACGAUUUCUUGGGGUUAAAUCAUUAUAUUACGAUGUUAGCUAGGGAUACCAAAGAAGCAGCAGCUAAUGUAACUAGCUUUUGUGCUGAUGUUGGAGUUGUUGACUCAUUCGAUUCUGCUUGGGCUGUAGAAGCUAAUGGAAUUUUCGUGAUAGUACCUUUUGGAAUUUACAAAGUACUAAAAUGGCUGGUACAUGAAUAUGGACAACAAGAAAUUCUAAUAACAGAACUAGGAAUGGCUGACGAUGGAACAUACUUAAUUGAUUUUGACAGAAUAGAUUUUUAUUGGGAUUAUUUAUGUCAUGUUAUUCAAGCCAUUGACGAAGGAGUGAACGUUGUUGGGGUUAUAAUUUGGAGUUUAAUAGACAAUUUGGAGUGGAUAUAUGGUUAUAGUGCUCAUUUUGGCAUAUACCACAUCGACUUUAACGAUCCUGAGAGAUUACGACUACCUAAGUUAUCGGCGAGUUUCUUCAAAGAACUAAUAAAGUCGAACGCAUUAAAUUGUGGUAAGCCCAGAAGACACUGGCCUGGUCCGAUAAAACUACCAGCUUAUGAACCUAGUAAAAACUGAUAUUUGUUGUCAUACCUGUAGAAACCAUGUUAAUAAAAAAUUGCUUGCAUCAAA
This is a messenger RNA of Diorhabda carinulata, 1617 nucleotides long. Its product is annotated as myrosinase 1-like. The transcript is spliced from 8 exons. Gene Ontology annotation, biological process: carbohydrate metabolic process. Lineage: Eukaryota; Metazoa; Arthropoda; Insecta; Coleoptera; Chrysomelidae. The record is from RefSeq and is a predicted model, not a curated record. Gene Ontology annotation, molecular function: beta-glucosidase activity. Bases 28 to 1563 code for a protein of 511 amino acids.